Funneliformis geosporum is the source of this 1098-nucleotide messenger RNA. The record is from the annotation of a GenBank genome assembly. Lineage: Eukaryota; Fungi; Glomeromycota; Glomeromycetes; Glomerales; Glomeraceae.
UUGGCUCAUUUUCCCACAUCAAAUCAAACCGCAAAAACAGUAGGAAUGGCUCAAUCUGAAACUUCAGUUGAUAAUGUGUUAGCUCCUGAAGCUAUCUUGUCAAUUAUUGACAAAAAUAUAAAAUCACCAGAAGAGGGGGAAGGUUCUAUUACAGUACUUGGUUCAAGUCAAGAUGCUUUGGCAGCAUUAUUUCAUUCAAUUAUGCAAGCCGUAGAAGCGGAACGUAAAAUUACAAGGGAUUCCGAAGGCAAUAUUAUUAAAUUACCGAAAGAGUGGAAUGAGCAAGGUCCAAAUUCAUAUGCUUUUCGAUAUAAACACCCACAAUCAUCAUUAACAUUUUUGAUCAAAUGCAUGCGAUUAUCUAAUAAGUUUAUAAUUCACGGUAUGGGAAUUGAGGAUAAUAAGACUACAACGUUGGAAAUAAUCACGGAUGAUUAUACUUCUCCAUCAUUUUUCCCAUACACAUCCGAAAAGUAUCAUGUAGAUCCUAUGAUUCACGGGUAUAUAUCAACAAGUCGUGUCAAAGAUCUGAUCAACCUUUAUAAAAUAAACAUUGUGCAAAAAUUAAUUCCAGGGUUAAAUAAACCUGGAUAUGAAGAAACCGGUACAACAUCGGCGACCACUUCUACUCCUCGCCAACAAGAACCUUAUAAUGAUCCCUUACGCAUUCCAACACGCCAACCACCACGCUUUCAACCACCGAACUUUGAUGAACCAUAUGGUGGUGAUGAACCAUUAAGAUCAAGUUUCAAUCCUUUCAAUGUUGGUCAAGAUGAUUUAGAUCCACUUGGUGUGAAUCCAAUUUAUGGGCCACCAAGAUUUGGCGGUGGUGGAUUUCAACCCUUAGGAGGUGGAGUGGGUGGUGGGAUGUAUGCAGGGCCAGAUCAUCCUAUAUUUGGGCAACGAGUUCCUCCUGGUGGCCGUGGAGGACCGCAACCCAUCCCAAGAGGAUCCGUUCCACCUGGUGCUAGGUUUGAUCCAAUUGUACCAUUUGGACCUGGGAGUUCUCGUCCAGGUCGACCGCGAGGAGAUCCGUUUAGUGGUGAACCUGAUAAUGAUGAGCUUCCUCCUCCGGGAUACAAUGAUAUGUUUAUGUAA